Molecule: messenger RNA, 1064 nt
Organism: Stegastes partitus (bicolor damselfish)
Lineage: Eukaryota; Metazoa; Chordata; Actinopteri; Pomacentridae
Gene: dph3
Product: diphthamide biosynthesis 3
Exons: 3
Coding region: 82-333 (83 amino acids)
Biological process (GO): protein histidyl modification to diphthamide
Molecular function (GO): metal ion binding
Source: RefSeq, a predicted model, not a curated record
UGGCGCAGACGUCGCGCGCUCUCGUGCUGAUUCCUCGCGUCACGCUCGUGCGGAACCGGGCGCGGUGGAGUUUCGGUGAAAAUGUCGGUGUUUCAUGACGAAGUGGAGAUCGAGGACUUCGAGUACGACGAGGACGCGGAGACGUUCUACUUCCCGUGUCCCUGCGGGGACCGGUUCGCCAUCACGAAGGAGGACCUGGAGAAUGGAGAGGAGGUGGCCACGUGUCCGAGCUGCUCGCUCAUCGUCAGAGUCAUCUACGAUCAGGAGCUGUUCACGUCUGGAGAAGUGGUCGAAGCUCCGUCGGAGUCCAGACUGGAGCUGCUUCAGUCCUGAACCUUCUACGACGAGGACGACUCCUGGACCCAGACCUGAUGAGUUCUGGUUCCUGUUCUGGUUCCUGUCCUCAGUCCAGCUGUCAGAAUGAGUUGCUAGCAGUGGGGCGUUCAGGCGGCGCUGGAGCUUCAGACGUCCAGUGUGUCCUGCCACCUCAGAGAUCCAACAGCGACGUUCAGAGCAGAAGGUCCGACGGACCCACAGUGGUUCUGGAGGAUGGAAACCAUGACAAGAUUGAGCUCAACCCGGAUCAUCCUGAACCGCAGACGGAGGAGUGUAGAUGUUAAUGACUAAUCGAUUAAGUGACAUUAAGAAUUUACCUUUAAGUCCUGCAUGUUGUAGGUUAGCCGUAGUGCCUUCGUCCCCCUGGUGGAACAACCAGGUACUGCAGCAGUACGACCUUCUGCUGCCUCAUUGCUUCAUAUGUUUUAUAAGUUCAACUAGUAACGGCGAUGAAUGGACCCCCAGCGGUCAACCAAUUGUCCAGCUGACGUGACGAGGACGUGGAGGAUGCAUCUAGAAGCUGAUGGUGGCGCUGUGGUCCAGUGUGUCGCUGCUGCACAACUGUUCUGAACACGUGGAUCAUUUUAUUUUAGGCCAAGUUUCCAACCUGGGAAACUGCAAAGUGUGACCAGCGAAGGACUUCCUGAGUGAAUCUGGUGUUUAAACUGAUGGUCUGUGAAUAUUUGUUGAAGAGAAUUAAAAGUUAACUGACUGAAGUUCCUCCUGAA